CUUCUUUGAAAACCCUAAAGCUAGCCAGCUCCCAUGGAGAACCAACUUGACUCACAACCACCACCACAACCCGCGCGCUUAAAGCUAUUUGGCUUCAGCGUCCAUGAAGACUCCACCAUGGAGGAAGAAUUACUACUCAUGCAUGAAGACGUAGCAGAUUCAACAACGAAACCAUCACCUUCUUCCACCUCCCCCUCUAGGUCGCCGGAUUCCGCCGGAGGCGCUGCAGGAGCCAGCGGCGGUUUUGCGUCCUCCUCUUCCGGGGAGCGGAAAUACGAGUGUCAGUACUGUUGCAGAGAGUUCGCAAAUUCACAAGCACUUGGUGGACACCAAAACGCGCACAAGAAAGAGCGUCAACAGCUCAAGCGAGCACAGUUACAAGCCACGCGAAACGCCGCCGCCGUUUCCUUCGUCAGAAACCCCAUCAUCUCCGCCUUCGCACCACCGCCGCACCUGCUUGCUCCGCCGGGGUCCAUGGUGAUGCCGGCGCCGCCUCCCUCGUGGGUGUACAUGCCGCCGCGUGCAGCUCCUCCUCCGUUCCACGUGUCAGUAUCUCACGGGUGCGUGUUCCCAUCGGCGAACAGCAGUAAUAAUAGUAGCAACUACAGUUACGGUAACGGUAACGGUAACAGUAACAGUAACGGUAAUUGUAGCAUUAAAAAUGGGGGUGUAGGGUUCCCCUAUGGUGGCGGUGUAGGGGAACCGUCAAGUGCAUUGUCAACGAUGAUGGGGUCGCAGAUGCAAGUGCAGGUACAGGCCCGGGCCCACCAUGGCAGGAUGGACGGGUCCUCUUUGAGUAGGUUCUCCAAAGGAGAUGGUGGGCCCAGUUUUGAUGAUUCAUUGGGCUUGGACUUGCACCUUAGCCUUGCACCAGCUGCGCCGUAACUGUUAGCCGUUUCUAGCUUCAGCCUUCAUGCGCCACUUAAUUAUUAUUAUUUUGUUAUUAUCAUCAUCUGCUUCAAAUCUUGUACAUUUUCACAUAUUUAUUUUUUCUUUUUCUUAAAAAAAAAAAGGUUAAACUUGGAAUCAAAUGAUUUGAUUAUUUAGAUAGCUUAGUACAAAUUGCGACAAUUGGCCAACUGCUCAUUGACCACAUAUAUUUGCUUUCAAAAUUUGUAUCCUAUUUAUUUCAAUUUUCUC
Molecule: messenger RNA, 1140 nt
Organism: Arachis ipaensis
Lineage: Eukaryota; Viridiplantae; Streptophyta; Magnoliopsida; Fabales; Fabaceae
Product: C2H2 and C2HC zinc fingers superfamily protein
Biological process (GO): gibberellic acid mediated signaling pathway; trichome morphogenesis; trichome differentiation
Cellular component (GO): nucleus
Molecular function (GO): DNA-binding transcription factor activity; transcription cis-regulatory region binding
Source: RefSeq, a predicted model, not a curated record